AGUUCGGCUUGGUUUUAUGGUUUGAUCGAUUCCAUUCAAGAAUCGUAUUGGAACCGUACGGUUCUUACUGGCUGGAACCAAAACCCAACCAUAUAUUCAUCAGAACCACUGAGUUUGGUUUGGUUUGGCUACUUAGAUGUUCUGGUCUGAUAGAUUAGAGAAUUGAUUUGUUUCUUAAACAGGGAAUUCAAAGAGGACAGAGAGGAAGAAGGAGCCCUAUGGCCAAGUCUUGCAAGGGGCUUGCUAUGGAGCUGGUCAAGUGUCUCAGCGAGACUGAUUGUGUCCAGGUUGAGAAGCGAUCAUAUAGGGAAUGUGCUGGAGAGAAGAGUCCGUCUAUAUCAAGUGAGUGUGUUGGACUGAGGGAGACAUAUUUCAAUUGCAAGAGAGGCCAGGUUGACAUGAGAGCUAGGAUUCGUGGAAACAAGGGCUACUAGGGUAAAUUUAAUAUUUACUGCACCUGCAGAGGGAGCAAGAGACAUUUUGAGAAAUACCUCCCUGGCUGUAGAAUGGUUUUUCAUUAGAUAACUUUAUCCCACUGGAGGUGGUUCAAGUCAUGGAAACGGUGUCUUCCUUCAUGGAGGUAUGACUGCCCGUCCUCCCUGGAUCCUGAUGGCCCAGGUGCCUUGUGAGCUGAGAGCGUUACAUUUAUUCUUUUUGGUCUUUAGUAUUUAAUUUUGCUGGGUUCUUGCGUGACCCAAAUCUAAUAUAAGAAAUUACAGUGGUAA
Molecule: messenger RNA, 725 nt
Organism: Malania oleifera
Lineage: Eukaryota; Viridiplantae; Streptophyta; Magnoliopsida; Santalales; Ximeniaceae
Exons: 4
Coding region: 219-434 (71 amino acids)
Biological process (GO): mitochondrial respiratory chain complex IV assembly
Cellular component (GO): mitochondrion
Source: RefSeq, a predicted model, not a curated record